ACCCCAUUUUCCUCCACCAUUUCGUCUUUUUCUUUUUGUCUUCUUUCCACUCUCUCUUUCUUUAUUCUUUCUUUCCCAACAACUCCAUCCUUUCCCUUAUUUUUGUCGACAACUACUCCCAUCUUUCUACUUUUUUUUUUUACUUGUCUUUUAUUUCCCUCAUUCCAAAGCCAUUACAAAGAAAACAAUAAAAUAGAAUUAUGAAUCCUGGUGGCUUGGUGUGAGAGCCGAAAAAGGUGGCGACGGUGGCCGGAGGAGGUGGGUUCAUUGAUGAAAAUCCGAGUCCGGCACAGGCUACCGGAGUUCUACCGGUACGGUGGUUGCAAUAGAACGGUGAUGAUGAGGUGGUGGUCCGGCAUUGAUUUCCUUCCCAGUCGGCGACCAAGCUUUUGCAUGGAAAAUCGAACGAGCGGCGGCGGCUCACUUAGCGACAACCGCGGCGGAUGGUGGUGACCAUGGUUGUCCAAGGAAGGCUUGGAGUUGGAGCUAGGUGGCAUGGUGAAGCACUUUAAUGAUGAUGGCGGUCGCGGUGGAGGUCGCGGCGGUUGUGACGUGUGAUAGUGUGAUGAGCAACGAUGGUGGUCGGACGUCUCCGGCGUCAACGCUACUGCUAUGAAAUCCGUGAGGGAGAGAGAAAAGACCAAGAAGGAGAGAGAAUGGCAUCAUCAACAAGCCGGUCAGCUACUGCCGCGUCACCAUCAUCUCGUCGGGGCCCAGAAUCUUUCCAUGGUCGCCGGUGUCUCGCCGAACAGGCACGGAGUUUUGCAGCUUGGCCUCAUGAGCAAUUUACGGAAACUGGCGGCGAUGAUGAUGGAGCGAGAAAGGUGUCGGCGGCGGUUGAGAACCCCAGUGGCGGUGGCAACGGCAGCUGGGUUGCAUGGUUGGCAGGUGGCAAAGGCUGCACCAUUUUCUUUGACUUGCGGCUAACCGUGAUGGACGAUGAUCGAUGGCCGGAAGUGAUGGCGGUGGUUAUAGUGUCUUGAUCUCCACUUGCUGCUGCUGCCCGCCGGAGAUAGGCGAAAAAGAAAAACGACGUCUCGACGCGUCGAGA
Molecule: messenger RNA, 1051 nt
Organism: Ipomoea triloba (trilobed morning glory)
Lineage: Eukaryota; Viridiplantae; Streptophyta; Magnoliopsida; Solanales; Convolvulaceae
Exons: 2
Coding region: 576-983 (135 amino acids)
Source: RefSeq, a predicted model, not a curated record